GUUACAAGCGAUUGUGACAAGACAACAGAUCACAAUCUAUCUUAUUAGCAGUCAAUCUUAGCAUGCACGGUUGCAAACACGACGGAGACAUGGGGUUUACUGAUGAAAACAAGCAAAAUCUGCGGUUCGUGUGGGUUGUUCUGGUGGCUUUCCUUGUCGUGAACGGUGUUGUUUACGUCCAUGUGCUGGUCAGUAAUGAGAGCCUGUCGGCUAGAGUUCGGGAUUUAGAGGAGGAGAUAUAUUCGUACCGUCUCUCGGUAGACCGUGGUGGUGUGGAAAGUCACAUGCCAGAGAGUGAGCGCGCUGUGGAGCUAAACAACGAUCUUAUCCACAAGCAGCCACCGGUCAAGGUUCAGAGACGAUCCUACCGAACCGAGUCAAGGGAAGAAAAGACUGUCAUCAACGCCCCAGUUCUGAUAAACGCCAGACUUGUUGACGGAAAGACGAGUAACGAAGGGCGGCUGGAGGUACAGAUGAAGACAGGAGAAUGGGGGGCCGUAUGUGACGACAGCUGGGACAUUAAGGAUGCUGAUGUGGCGUGCAGACAGCUAGGUUACACAGGAGCAGUUCCUGGUACUGAGUACAGAUCCUUUGGAGAAGGCAGUGGGGAGAUCUGGCUGGAUGACGUCUUCUGUACAGGGACCGAGUCUAACCUGGGAGAAUGUCAACAUAACGGAUGGGGAAAACACAACUGUAGGCAAGACGAGGCUGUGGGAGUCGUUUGUGCAGAGGGAAUCUUCACCCGAUGGAACAAAGAUAUUCACGAGCCACGAUUUGGGUUUGAGGAUGGGAAGCUUGAGAUUCUGGAGCCGGGAAAAUACUUCGUCUACAGCCAGGUGGAAUUUACUGGGGACGAGAGUGAUGCAGGCAGUAAAUACUCCAUAUACGUAGGAGAGGACCCGUACCUGACCUGCAUGUUACCGGUGUACGGGGACCCUCCGCGCCACACGUGCUACACAGGCGGGGUGCUGGACCUCAAGUACGGGGCCAAAGUCUACGUCUACGUGACGACAAGCAAGACGUGCAACAUCGGCACGGAUGUGGACAGCACGUUCUUUGGAGCCAUCAAACUGUCUGCUAGUAACUAACUACACCAUUGUGA
Molecule: messenger RNA, 1102 nt
Organism: Branchiostoma belcheri (Belcher's lancelet)
Lineage: Eukaryota; Metazoa; Chordata; Leptocardii; Amphioxiformes; Branchiostomatidae
Exons: 5
Coding region: 63-1088 (341 amino acids)
Biological process (GO): immune response
Cellular component (GO): membrane
Molecular function (GO): tumor necrosis factor receptor binding
Source: RefSeq, a predicted model, not a curated record